UCAAGCAUGAUUUAAUCCGAGAAUUGCGCUGACUUGAAUGUAACCUUCGUGUCGAGCGCUGCACACUUGCCAACUGAACACAUGUGCACCUCAUCAUGAAUUCUCUAAGCGCUGCCAGCCUCGCGAGGACGAUGGUGUUCUUCGUCGACUUUUCCUACUUGCAGUCCGUGAAUGAGCGGUUGCAAGAUUGCAAGGCUUCAGCAGAGGACCGACGUGCCCGCAACCUACCCCAUGCUCCAAACAUUGACUCUCGAAAAGCAGCCGAGUGCCGUGACAUUUUUCAUUUCAUGGGGGACAACGGUUUUCAGCAACAAGCGAACGCUAGUCUCAGCUUCAGUGACCGGCAAGCAAGGCACGAAGGCAUUGCGGACGCUCAUCAGCAAACCCCAUGGUGGGCUUUGAGCGGGCAAGGAAACGGAGAGAGCAACAGUAACCGACUUCUCAGCUGGUUGAGACUGGCAGCGGGGCCGCAAUGAAGAAAUCACAGCAAGGACUGCUUCGGACUUUGCUAUUCGACAUCUUUCGACGGUGCCCACAGCUCAUAGCGGAUAAAUACGACAAGCAAUGGCCAGGCUUACCGAACAAGGACGAUGUUCAAUAUCUGACGUGGAAUCUACCGAUGCUUUGCCAGGUCCUUAAACGUCUGAUGCACCAAAAUAAUAUUCCCGUGACCCCCAUUUUUCGGGGGGGCGGAAGGGGGGGAAGAUGCCUUCGGUCAGGAUCCAACGAGGCAAAUACUCAUGCACGAGCUGAAUAGGGGUGGUAUUAUAAGAUAUACCCGCAGCUGCCUUUUGACGCAGUCGCAGGUGUAUUCCUUUGGGCCUUGCUGGUGACCAGACUAUUCCGUGACGGCUUGACAAACAACAACAGUUAUGCC
Pseudomassariella vexata is the source of this 877-nucleotide messenger RNA. RefSeq lists its product as uncharacterized. Lineage: Eukaryota; Fungi; Ascomycota; Sordariomycetes; Amphisphaeriales; Pseudomassariaceae. The transcript has 2 exons. The record is from RefSeq and is a predicted model, not a curated record. Bases 96 to 476 code for a protein of 126 amino acids.